Trifolium pratense (red clover) is the source of this 1332-nucleotide messenger RNA. RefSeq lists its product as uncharacterized. Bases 158 to 907 code for a protein of 249 amino acids. The record is from RefSeq and is a predicted model, not a curated record. NCBI's taxonomy places the organism in Eukaryota, Viridiplantae, Streptophyta, Magnoliopsida, Fabales, Fabaceae. The transcript has 4 exons.
AUGAUGCAAAGAUUAAUUAGCACUUACUUUUAGCAUCAUUUGCAUCUCUCAUUCUUUCUUUCUUUCUUACUAUGUUUUGAAAGCAAAGUUUUGUGAUUGUUUCAUUCAUUCAUAUAAUAUAUCAUAUGUUUUUCUCUCUCUAGAGAAACAUACCAACAUGUCCCCUUUUGAUUCUUCACCUCAAACAAGUCAUAGCAAUAGCAACAACAGCACUAGUCCAAGUGGUGGUGGUGGUGAUGUGUUGUUGAAAUGGGGUCAAAAAAAGAGAUCAAGAGUUUCUAGAACUCUCAAUAUUGAAGAUUCAUCAUCUUCUGUUCAUACCAAUCAAAGAAAAAACUUUUCUGCUAAGUUUUCCUCUGCAUCUAUGCCUCCUCCACCUCCUCUUGUUUCUUCUUCUUCUUCUACUAUCUCCAAUGGUAGAGUUAGAAAACAUAAUAGCCCUAGGAAUUUGGAAGAUCUUUCGGAACAUUCGAGAAUGAGUCCAAUUGUUUGUAGAUCUGCAGAACAAAAGUUGUCUACUUGUAUUGAAAGAAGUAACAAAAGAAUGCCAUCUACAAAGUGUACUAAGAAGCAAAAUGGAACUUCAACAACAAAAACCACUAAUCAUGUUGACACUAAUGGAGAAAAAGUUAGUGUUGAGGUAAUUCAAUUGCCAAAGAUAUACAUUUCUCUUUCAAGAAAAGAGAAAGAAGAUGAUUUUCUUGCAAUGAAAGGGACAAAAAUUCCACAAAGACCAAAGAAGAGAGCAAAAAACAUUGAUAGAACUCUUCAGUAUUGUUUUCCUGGGAUGUGGCUAUCAGAUCUAACAAAGAGUAGAUAUGAGGUUAGAGAGAAGAAAUCUGUCAAGAAGCAAAAGUGUAGUAGAGGCUUGAAAGGAAUGGAAAGCUUAGAAAGUGAUUCAGAGUGACAAGCACACAACUUAAUUUUCCAAUGAAAGCUUGGUUGGUGAGAAGUGAAAAUUCAUGAAACAAAAAUAGUAUUUCUUUAUUUCUUAAAAGUCUCCACAGCCGUUGGUAUUGUUAGAAACAUUUCUUAAAAGUGGUUUUAAUUAGGUCCCUUCUCUUCUUUACAAAUGUCAUUGUAUUGUAUAGAGAUUAUAUUAUUAUAUGAUAUUAUUUUUAUUUUGUAUUUUUCAUAUCUUUAUAAUCUUUUGAGUUGUAAUAUGAGGGUAGGACUCUUAUUGGUAUGGUAGGCAAUACUUGAAGCUCUAAAUACCAAUCAUUCAUAUGUGGUAGGACCUUAUUUGAGAAUGUCAAAAAAGUAGUACAUAUAUAUCAAGUGGUAACUUUGGUUUUCAAAUUUGAAAACUAUAGCAUAUACUAUUUCACGGGU